AAUCGCGGCGCGGCGCGCGAGUGAGGCGCCACUUCCCUCCCCUCCUUCCCCCCCCCACACAGAGCGGCUGUCGCGACACGCCUCCCUGUCGUCGUGACUGGGGGGGGGCUGUCGUGGGUCGUGGGGCGCUGCUCGGCUCGCACCGCCUCCCGCGGCACCGAGGGGCGCGCAGCCGCGGUCGCGCAGACACCCGCAUCUCUCUGCAUGCGGCUCGGCUGGCCGCACCCGCACCGGGCGGAUACCAUGGAGAGACCCGCAGCGUAAAACCUGCGCCUGACUGAAGCCAUGGCGUCCUCAGCGAGCUUAGACGCUGGGGCGCAGCUGAUUGUGGAGGAAUGCACCGCUAGCUACAGCCUCCCCCCCAUGCCGGACAUCAAGGUGGAGCGUCAGCUGGACUCCAGCACGGAGGAAGGUCAAAUGCAGAGCGUCACCAUGGGCAUGAAGUUCAUUUUGCCCAAUAGAUUUGAUAUGAACGUCUGCUCGCGGUUUGUGAAGUCUCUGAAUGAGGAGGACAGUAAAAAUAUUCAAGAUCAAGUUAACUCCGACCUCGAAGUGGCAUCUGUCCUAUUUAAAGCUGAAUGCAACAUCCAUACUUCUCCUUCCCCUGGUAUCCAAGUAAGGCACGUUUAUACUCCAUCAACUACAAAGCAUUUCUCACCAAUAAAACAAUCAACUACCCUAACUAACAAACAUAGGGGAAAUGAAGUGUCUACAACACCUCUGCUUGUAAACUCUUUAUCAGUUCACCAGCUGGCUGCUCAGGGAGAAAUGUUGUAUCUGGCCACGCGUAUUGAACAAGAAAACGUAAUCAAUCAUAAGGAUGAAGAAGGAUUUACCCCUCUGAUGUGGGCCGCAGCUCAUGGGCAGAUAGCAGUAGUGGAAUUUCUCCUCCAGAACGGUGCAGAUCCUCAGAUUUUGGGGAAAGGGCGAGAAAGUGCCCUCUCACUGGCUUGCAGUAAAGGAUACACAGAUAUUGUGAAAAUGCUGCUUGACUGUGGAGUUGAUGUCAAUGAAUAUGACUGGAAUGGAGGAACACCUCUGCUAUAUGCAGUGCAUGGGAAUCAUGUGAAAUGUGUAAAAAUUCUUCUUGAAAGUGGUGCUGAUCCAACUAUUGAAACAGAUGCUGGUUAUAAUUCCAUGGAUUUGGCUGUAGCCUUGGGCUAUCGCAGUGUUCAACAGGUUAUUGAGUCACAUCUAUUACGGCUACUUCAGAGUAUCAAGGAAUAAGAGCUGGCUCUUCUGUGGCUGUCAGUUCUCGUCUUGGAGAUUUAGAUUUCUUUUUAGCUCUGUCAUGAGUGACAAGGGUUGUUUUGUAAAUUUACCUCAGUAAAACUAUGUGCUGUUUUUAGUUAAGCUUUUAAAUAUGCUUCCUCUUUCAUAGAAAUGUUUGGUGUCAUCCUUUUUCUUGAAGAUAUUUUAUAUAACUUUGAAAGAAAAGAUUGUUUGUCUUGCAUGAAAAAAAAAAAAAACAAGUUUGACCGUGUAAAUGUUCAUACGGAGUGCAUUGGGUGAUGCUGUGCCAAGAGUACUACCUGAUCUUGUCAUUGAUAUGUAUUCACGAGAAGACAAUAAUUUAGAUACUGAGAUAUAUCACCAUAGAAUAUAGAUCUCUUUACUGUUAGUGGUACCUGUUUGUGAUCGUUUUCAAGAUCCUCAGUUAGUAUUAUUGUGUCAGCUUUUGUCUUUGUAUGAUUUUUAAGAAGUUAUUAAUAAAUUGAAAGACUUUGAUGGUA
Cygnus atratus (black swan) is the source of this 1733-nucleotide messenger RNA. RefSeq names its product ankyrin repeat family A member 2 (gene ANKRA2). The record is from RefSeq and is a predicted model, not a curated record. NCBI's taxonomy places the organism in Eukaryota, Metazoa, Chordata, Aves, Anseriformes, Anatidae. Gene Ontology annotation, cellular component: nucleus. Gene Ontology annotation, molecular function: protein binding. Gene Ontology annotation, biological process: regulation of gene expression. Bases 286 to 1227 code for a protein of 313 amino acids. The transcript has 9 exons.